UUCCUCACAGUAGAGUUUCUCACGGAACAUUUUUUGCGUGUAAAUUAUAGAUAUAAUCCAUUGUAAAAUGAGGUUUCGAGCUAAAAUGGUAGACGUGGGCUGCCUAAAUCAUUUUACACGUGUGGUGAAUACCAUCUCAAAAUUGACGAAGACGUGCACCUUCCGUCUCACCACUGACAACAUAUAUUUCAUGCUCUCUGACAAAGUGGCCAAUGGUGGUGUCAGUAUGUGGUGCGAGUUAUCGCAGGCGAACUUCUUUGACGAAUUUCAACUGGAGGGAGUAUCGGCGGAGGCCAACGAGAUCUACCUCGAGCUCCUGCCGGAGAAUCUGGCCCGGGCUUUAAAAACGGCCCAGAAUGCCAAGUCUCUGAAGAUCAAGCUUACAAAGAAACAUUGUCCCUGUCUGACCCUGGCUGCCGAACUGCCUUCACUGUCCAGCGUCAGCCGAGUUGUCACACAUGACAUUCCAGUUGACGUCAUUCCCAGAAGACUUUGGCAAGACUUCAAGGAGCCCAGCGUUCCUGACUUUGACGUUAGUAUAUACCUGCCUCCUUUGAAGACAAUGAAGAAUGUUGUGGACAGAAUGAAGAAUCUUUCUAAUCACAUGGUGCUGGAGGCGAACCAGAAUGGUGAGAUGAAUCUGAAGAUUGAAACGGAUUUGGUUUCCGUCUCCACUCAUUUCAAAGACCUUGGAAAUCCCUCCUGGGGUGAUGACGGUUCCCAGGGCGGCCCGAGCCAGGAUAGGGUUCCCGAGGCCAUGGCCCACGCACGUGUGGACAUCAGGAAGCUGCAGCAGUUCCUUACCAGCCAGCAAGUAAACCCCAGCAAGGCCAUGUGCAAUAUCGUCAGUGAGAGGAUGCUGCACUUUAUUCUGCUGCACGAGGAUGUGUCUCUGCAGUACUUCAUCCCAGCUGUGGCAUGAGAAGAGGAUUCUGGGACUGUGGACACCUGAGAAUUAGCUUGGGCUGAAAAACAGUACGCGUUUGGCACGUGUUAUUAGGAUGCUUACUUGCCUCCCAUUCCUGGCAGAAUAGUCAAUCAAAGCAGAAGUUGGGGGAUUACAGGUAUGAAAAAUGGU
Molecule: messenger RNA, 1078 nt
Organism: Megalops cyprinoides (Indo-Pacific tarpon)
Lineage: Eukaryota; Metazoa; Chordata; Actinopteri; Elopiformes; Megalopidae
Gene: hus1
Product: HUS1 checkpoint clamp component
Exons: 8
Coding region: 68-922 (284 amino acids)
Biological process (GO): telomere maintenance; mitotic DNA replication checkpoint signaling; nucleotide-excision repair
Cellular component (GO): site of double-strand break; nucleolus; checkpoint clamp complex
Source: RefSeq, a predicted model, not a curated record